Messenger RNA from Brugia pahangi, 276 nucleotides. The record is from the annotation of a GenBank genome assembly. Lineage: Eukaryota; Metazoa; Nematoda; Chromadorea; Rhabditida; Onchocercidae.
AUGGCUUUUACUAUUAUUGGAAGUAUUAAAACUGCAAAGGACCGUCUAGAAAGAUUAUUGAAUGAGGUGAAAACUAUGGAUAUCCAAUUUCCAGACUCAACCUUACCGAAUCACGAACGACUCGAAAUUAACAAAACCAAAAAUCGACUCAUAGAUGAAAAAAUUCUUCGACUGCAAAUGUGCACUGACUCUAUCGAAGCUUUAAAUAAACAGUGGAUAGAGGUGCCCAAAAAUCCAAAACGAAAAAAGAAGAUGAGGAAAACUACGCACAAAUAG